AAAGGGCGRCAAUAMAAUAUCACUYGCACUGCAGCCACUGCGAGGAAAAGAAUCAAAACACCAAUUGAUCAUGGCGAUCUCAAGGAAUGCGUCCGACUACCCGGGGGCAACACUCGAAGCAUUCGAGAUCGGUGAAACAGAAUACGUUUUCGAAAGCGACUACAAGCUCGAGAAGGAACUCCGAUCGGGAAGUUUCGGCACUGUAUACACCACUCACCACYGGAAAACSCGUGAAGAGUUUGCCGUCAAGGUCAUCGACCGAACCAAACUAAAAGAGAAAGACGACAUUGCCACAUUUCGCGAAAUUGGCAUCAUGAAGGAUUUGAUUGGUGUCGAAAACAUUGUCAAGCUGAUCGAUGUCUACAUAAUUCCAGAAACGUUUUACAUAGUGCAAUUCUAUGCAAAGGGAGGAGAUGUUUUUGACCGACUGGCGAGACGGGUUUCUUAUUCGGAGAUGGAUGCGCGGGCCUUAUCGGCCAUCCUAAUGGAGACCAUGAUGCACAUGCACAAGAGAAAUAUCUGCCAUCGAGAYAUGAAACCAGAAAAUCUCCUUUUAAAAAGUUCGCAUAAUGAUUCCACUAUAUUGGUCGCUGAUUUUGGUUUUGCCAAGUAUGUUCCGAAGGAGGGGCUCAAAACGAGAUGUGGAACACCGGCAUUCGUGGCUCCGGAAAUUCUGGUUGGAAAACGGUACAAUACGCAAGUGGAUAUGUGGAGUGUUGGUUGUCUGAUAUAUAUGCUGCUCGGUGGGUACCCUCCGUUCAAGGAYGAGACCCACAGAGGUUUGUUUCGAAAAAUCCGUGGAUGUAAUUACUCCUUCCACCAAGCCUUCUGGAGUAAUGUGAGUCUACAGGCGAAACAACUCAUUACACAACUCUUGACGGUUGAUCCCAACGACAGACUGAAUGCCUAUGAAUCCCUAUCYGCUGCGUGGUUUCAGGAGGACACCCGAAGAUUGUCGGCUCGAGAUUUGUCUGGGAGUAUCCGGGAAMUCCAGAAGUUCAAUGCGAAACGCACUAUCAAAUCGGCCGUUGAGAAAGUUGCAGCUGCCUUUCAUGUCGAAAAGAUUUCGGAUCUUUUGAAAGAGACAGAUAAGCACGUGGAAGAAGAGCAAGAAAAUGUGGAGGUGUCGCUCAGCGGAACCGUUACACAGCCCCCGGCGAUACACAAGCUCAACUUGUCCCUUACAAAAAAGAAAACAUUCGACCAGCUAUAUGAAGUCAAAGACAAAAUCCAUCGUGGCUCGGCAGGUGUCGUCAAGAAGUGCUAUUCUAAKGUUUAUAUGAAAGAUUUUGCUGUGAAGAUCAUUGAGAGAGAUGAUGAAACCGACGAGCAAGUUCUUCUAGAGGUAAAUAUCAUGAAUCAACUUCAUCAUGAAAACUUGGUUGGCGUCGUAGAUUUUUUCGAGGAGGAGGAUUACUACUAUAUUGUGAUGGAGCUCAUGGCUGGAGGGGACGUCUUUGAUCGGAUAAUCGAGUUGAACAACUACACAGAGAAAGAUGCCCGUGAUCUGGCCAAGAUGUUAUUGGAGGCCGUUCGCUACAUGCACGAGAACGGGGUUGUUCACAGAGACAUAAAGCCUCAGAAUAUAUUGCUCGAGACGAAAGAUAGCAACUGCGUCAUCAAAGUUGGUGACUUUGGCUUUGCCAAGCGGUUCUACACACCUAAAUCUUUGGUCUCGAGAUGCGGAACACCCAGCUACGUGGCACCUGAAAUUCUCAAAAACCAGCCCUACGAUGAAUCGUGCGAUAUGUGGUCUGUCGGCGUGGUCUUGUACGUUAUGCUCUGCGGAUAUACCCCGUUUAUGGAGGAUACCCAAGAAGAGAUGUUCAAACGCAUUAUAGCAGGAGAUUACAUAUUUGAUCCGGAGGACUGGUCCCAUGUUUCAACUGAKGCAAAAGAACUGAUCCAGGGCUGUAUGAAUACUAACGUCGACAAGCGGCUGACGGCGCAGCAGGCACUUCAAUCCCGAUGGAUCACUGGUGUCUCGGACAAUGAGUUGUCGAGUCGAAGCUUAAAGUCAACCAUGCGGCUCAUAAAAGACAAGAAUUUCCGGCUGACAGACUUGACGGACACCUUCAAAACAUUUACAACCAAGGCCAAGACCGAAUUCCAAAAUGCGAUCGAGAAUUCCCGCAAAGUCACGGAAAUUGUUGGCGAGUCUGCCGUAUCUAUCAUCCGUCCUCGUUCUAAGAAUGAUGUCAAAUAAUUGAUAAUACCGUACGAAGUAUAAUUCUAGAAUGAUGAUUAGAUASUACUACAUAUUUGGUUCCGCAAUAAAUUAAAAAUUGUAAU
Pseudo-nitzschia multistriata is the source of this 2292-nucleotide messenger RNA. NCBI's taxonomy places the organism in Eukaryota, Bacillariophyta, Bacillariophyceae, Bacillariales, Bacillariaceae. The record is from the annotation of a GenBank genome assembly.